This is a messenger RNA of Pectinophora gossypiella (pink bollworm), 1532 nucleotides long. RefSeq names its product U1 small nuclear ribonucleoprotein 70 kDa (gene snRNP-U1-70K). Gene Ontology annotation, cellular component: U2-type prespliceosome; U1 snRNP; precatalytic spliceosome. The transcript is spliced from 9 exons. Gene Ontology annotation, biological process: mRNA splicing, via spliceosome. Lineage: Eukaryota; Metazoa; Arthropoda; Insecta; Lepidoptera; Gelechiidae. The record is from RefSeq and is a predicted model, not a curated record. The coding region runs from base 203 to 1303 and encodes 366 amino acids. Gene Ontology annotation, molecular function: U1 snRNA binding; mRNA binding.
AGUGAAAACCGAUCGAAGCAGUUUGUGUUUCGGUCGUAGAUUUUGCAAUUAUUAUCUGAAAAUACGUGACAAAUACGCGUAAAAUAACCACAUUUAACUGUUAUUUCUAAUUUAAGUGAUUUUCGAGAUUAAUCUGCAAUUUUGUGGGCAGUAAUAGUGUAAUUAGUGUUUAGUUUGUAAUGGCGUGGUAAAAGACUGUAAAAUGACGCAGUUUUUACCACCGAAUUUGCUCGCAUUAUUUGCGGCGCGCGACCCUAUCCCUUAUUUGCCGCCGGUGGCGAAGCUCCCUCACGAAAAGAAGCAAAAAGGAUACGAUGGUGUCGGAUCAUUCCUUAGUUAUUUUGAGCAUCCGUCAGAAACCCCACCACCAACCCGAGUGGAGACCCGUGAAGAACGGCUGGAGAGAAGACGACGUGAGCGAGCGGAGCAGACAGCAUACAAACUUGAACAGGAGAUAGCGUUGUGGGACCCGUCCACUAACCCCCGUGCCACCGCUGAUCCGUUCAAAACUCUGUUUGUUGCUAGGAUUAAUUACGACACUUCAGAAUCUAAACUCAGAAGAGAAUUUGAAGGAUAUGGCGCUAUUAAAAAGAUCUACAUGGUAUUCAACAAGGAAAACAACAAACCCCGCGGCUACGCCUUCAUAGAAUAUGAACACGAGCGAGACAUGCAUUCUGCAUAUAAGCACGCGGACGGUAAGAAAAUCGACGGCAAAAGGGUACUGGUGGACGUCGAGCGCGCCAGGACCGUCAAGGGGUGGCUGCCGAGAAGACUGGGCGGCGGGCUGGGCGGGACGCGUCGCGGCGGCGCCGACGUGAACAUCAAGCACUCCGGACGAGAGGACAACGAGAGGGAGAGGGAACGUUACCGGCUGGAGCAGCGGGACCGCGAGAGGGACAGAGACCGUGGUGCUCGCAGGCGGUCUCGCUCGCGGUCGCGGCGGCGCUCCACAUCGCGCUCGCGGCGACGCGGGGCGGACAGGGAGCGCAGGGGGACCGAGGAAGAGGCUCCUGAGAGACGUCGCCGCCGCUCGCGCUCGCGUUCGGAGCGUCGCCGCGAGCGCCGCGACCGCGACAAGGACCGCGAUAAAGAACGCGACCGCGACAAGAAGCGCUCCCGCCGCGACAAGGAGCGGAAAGAGCCCAAGGUCAAACCGGAGGACAUUAAGGUCAAACAGGAGCCCAUGGAUGACUAUCCAGAGUUCAGCCUACCUCCAAUGGACGUCCAGAUCAAGCAGGAGCCAGGUGACGAGGAAAACAAAUAUAACCCAGACGACACUAAUGGUGAUGACUAUAAUUAUUAGAUUUACAAUACCCGUGCGAAUAUACAGGAAGUUAGUGACACCGCAACGAAAACUUUUGUGGGUGUUUCAGCUCAUGAUUCUGAGUUAAUAACAAGUGGCGAAGGUUAAGCAAAGCGUGAAGAAUCACCUAGUAGGCCAGUAUGGUAGUCGCAACUGAUUCGAAACUGACUCAUUGCGUUGCUUUUCAGUUGCUACUGCAAUUAGGCCUUGUCUAUGUUUACCAUCAGGU